CCACGAGCUGUCAGAGCAGCUUGUUGCACGACCAGCUUUUUGGUAAACUAACUAACUUGAGUUCGGCGUUAAAACGCAAACCAGUUGCCUGACAAACCGCGUUUUCGCCUGGACCGACGAGAAUGUUCGCUUCGGUUGUAAAGCAAGCCUUAGUUCUGUUGACUUAACGAGUCAUUUUCAUCGUCGAGGCAGUUUCCAUCGAGCUCUGCUUUUGCCGUCUGCGUGAUUUGUGGUCAAGAACACGGCAGCGGCUGGUCAUGGUAACCAGAUCCCAGUCAGAAGAAAGUGCCUUGUCUGACGACGUUUCUACUUGAAGCUGCUCACCGUUCCCAUCCUACACUGUAAACAACACUGGCUUGGCCAUUGAAAAGAUCUCCAUUCCCUUUAGACUUGCCAAAGCACAAGGAACUGACACGCUCUUUCCAUUAUUAGAUAUCGUUUCAAGGAAAGCCAUUGCCUUCAGAUAGAGUCACCCGCAACCGUCAGGCUCAAGAACGUUUGGAGACCUGGAGCAUGUUCUUAUUGUCGCGCCAGUGUUGUGCACCUGGGACUAAAUGACUGAUGAACAACUUGGCAGAGAUUGACAGCUUCACUGAUAGCGGGCAUCUCCAAUGCGACAGCCACCGGGGCUCUGAAUGUGACAUCUCUAUUUAAAGGGCCUCGCCAAACAAACUGAGACCAACCUCAAAAGUACAGCAACACACAAACGCGCAGACUAUUUCAACCCAAAUCAGCAGACACCCUUCACAACACAACUAUGGCUUUAAAUAUCGCAUCGAUACGAGACACAAAAUGGCUGACUCUGGAGGUGUGCCGGCAGUUUCAGAGAGGGACGUGUUCGCGCAGCGACGAGGAAUGCAAAUUCGCACAUCCGCCCAAAAGCUGCCAGGUGGAGAACGGACGGGUGAUCGCCUGCUUCGACUCUCUGAAGGGUCGGUGUACGAGAGAAAACUGUAAGUACCUUCAUCCACCGGCGCAUCUGAAGACGCAGCUGGAAAUCAAUGGACGCAACAACCUUAUCCAGCAGAAGACGGCGGCAGCCAUGCUGGCGCAGCAGAUGCAGUUCAUGAUCCCUGGCACCACCAUGCAACCAGUGCCUACAUUUCCUGUGAGUCAAGGUCUGGGCUCGAACCCUGGUCUGAGUUAUGCACCGUAUCUGACUCCCAUGAGCCACGGCAUGGGUCUGGUCCCUACAGAGAUGCUCCCCAGCACCCCAGUCAUCGUCCCGGGCAGUCCUCCGGUCAGCGUGCCCACCUCGUCCUCCACGCAGAAACUACUGCGCACAGACAAGCUGGAGGUGUGCCGUGAGUUUCAGAGGGGUAACUGUGCGCGCGGCGAGACCGACUGCCGCUUCGCCCACCCUAGCGACAGCCCGAUGAUCGACACGAGUGACAACACAGUCACGGUGUGCAUGGACUACAUCAAGAGCCGCUGCUCGCGCGAGAAGUGCAAGUAUUUCCACCCUCCAGCACACCUGCAGGCCAAGAUCAAAGCAGCGCAGCAUCAGGCCAACCAGACCGCCGUCGCAGCGCAGGCCGCCGCUGCAGCCAUGACUCAGUCGACUGCCAAAGCAAUGAAGCGACCCCUCGAGGCAUCUGUAGAUCUGGCGUUUCCGCAUGGAGUCCUGCAGCCCCUACCAAAGAGACCAGCACUAGAAAAGAGUAACGGGGCCAGCACGCUCUUCAACCCCAGUGUCUUGCACUACCAACAGGCUUUGGCCAGCGCACAGCUUCAGCAGCCCACCGCUGCGUUCUUUCCCACAGAUCAUCUUGAAGUAAAUCACCGAAGAGGAACGGGGUGUCAGGAAGCUGCUCUGAGAAACCCAAAAAGCCCCCCGUGUAAAUACGACCUGCCCUAUCCUUUAGAACUACAGCAACCUGCAUGCUAAAGCGAAAUACGAUAGCAAGCCACUACACCACACACACACACACCUGUUAUGCUCGGAAAAGUGAUUCACCUGGUUACUUUAAAGAUGUAAAAAUAAGAGAUAAGAAAUAUAUAUAUAUAUAUAUACAUACAUAUGUAUAUAUAUGUAUAGAUUAAUAUGUUAAUGUACAGCACGUUUCAUAGAGGCAUAAGUGAGCUUCAUCUGAAUGAUCGGUCACCUGUCGGAUAAUGUGUAUUUUUCUCCCAUGUUUGAAAUGAAAUGCACAAUGAGUGGGCGACGAAAAAGACACACACACACACACACACACAUAUAUAUAUAUAUAUAUAGACACACUUGGUUUGCACUGUCAGAAAUAGUGCUUAAUAUUAAGUGCUUGAUUGUCUUGAACGGGAGGACGUCUCCUGAAGAGUUUGUCUUAAACAUCCCCAUGCACCCUCCGGAUAGGGGAAAGAGGGAUCGCUUGAGUUUUCUUUUUUAAUUUCUCUUCAAUACUCAAAACCAACACCGAAUGUCACAUGGCGGACAAAAAGAAGAUUGUCUACUGGUCAAGAAAAUAAAUAAAACUUCCUCGAGUUCCUCCUCCUUGGACUUGAGCCGAAGCGGGAACGAUUGGAUUCGCUGUGCUUCAUCGGCCAAAGAAAGGUUUACAACGACACCAAGCUCAAAACAGUCAGUGUCAGAAGUGCGAAUGUGGCAAACCGCGUGCCAUGCAAACCCGUUAUUGUCUGCGUCUCUGCUAAAGGACUGCUUUUCUUUUGUUUUUAAAUGGACGGUGAAUGAUUUCGAUGUGUCUGUGGAAACACUGGCCAUCAGGGAGUCGACUCUGGCUUCUAUCCCGUGCCAAGGGCUUACAUUAAACUGGAGAGCUGCUGUAAAAAAAAAAAAACAGACUCUUUGAAACGGACUUCUCCAAUUUGUACGAGACCUCAUGGUCCCGAUCACAUGGUGCCCAGUGAGUGGAAAAUGCGACGACGAUGGGAAGGAGGAGGCGCAAAACGUUGCAGUAGACGAUCUUUGACUUGUUCUGAAUGGAGGGCGCUACGCUCUCGCCGAUAAUCCUGUUUUAUUUGAUAAACAGUAGAAGUGCCUAAAAUAUAUAUUUUACACAGCGAGCAUCUUGAGAAGAUGACUUUAUGUAGGGUUGGGGGUUAUAAACACAAAAACAAAGCUCCCGAAAUGAUCUUGGCCAGAAAAGAGACACACACACACACACA
Messenger RNA from Danio aesculapii, 3102 nucleotides. It is a transcript of the gene mbnl2, whose product is annotated as muscleblind-like splicing regulator 2. The transcript is spliced from 8 exons. The record is from RefSeq and is a predicted model, not a curated record. The coding region runs from base 758 to 1888 and encodes 376 amino acids. Gene Ontology annotation, molecular function: metal ion binding. NCBI's taxonomy places the organism in Eukaryota, Metazoa, Chordata, Actinopteri, Cypriniformes, Danionidae.